AUGGCUUUCAUCGUGUCCAAGCUCGCGCGGGCAGCCCUCGCAUCCCGCCCCGUUGGCGAUAUUGCUGGUGGCAUCUCCCCAUGUCUCUCCCGGCUCUAUCUGGCGGCUUGGACCAGCCGUCGCAUGUUUGCAGCUUCUGGCGGUCCCAUGUCAAAAGAUGCACCCCGAAUAUUUCCCCUUGUUGAUGAGAAUUCCAUUAAGUCGAAGGAAUCCCUAUGGGCCUUGUAUGAAUGCUGGUGCAAGUAUUGGGGGGUAUCCCGUGACCGUGAAGAGAUGGUCCGCCGGUUCAAGUCAUUUGAGGCUACUGCACAGUGGGUUUACAAAAUGAACAACUCUGAGUGUUCGCAAGUGUCUCAACUGGGCCCGCAUGCAGAUAUGUCAGAGAGGGAGUUUGCUCAGCUGUUUCCUCCACUUCCUGAGGAUGAUGAUGAAGACAUAGAAGUGCUGGUAUGA
Molecule: messenger RNA, 453 nt
Organism: Triticum turgidum subsp. durum (durum wheat)
Lineage: Eukaryota; Viridiplantae; Streptophyta; Magnoliopsida; Poales; Poaceae
Source: the annotation of a GenBank genome assembly